AUGGUCCUUGUGGUGAUCAUCGAUGCCUGCUGCGCUGUCUACGACAUCGACGCCAGAGCCGAUGACAGAUCUACACCCUUAGCCACCCUCAUCCUGGAGGUCCGGUUGAAACGAUGGACCCGUUGCACCUUUUUGGAGGACAUCUCCAAGAUUGGCUUGAGCCGUGCGCUGCGAUUGAUUCGUAUCGUCCGGCUCACGCGCAUCGUGUCGCGCACGCGGCGCUUCCGGGAGCUGCAUAAGCUCAUUCGAAUGAUGGCCACCUGCUUGAAGGUUUUGCUUUGUUUGCAUGACAGCGCCUGGGCGGAACGGACGACACCGGAACAGACACCGGUGCACGCACGGAGUGCCGGGUCUGGUUUGGGCGACGACCUGGUUUGGGCGAUGCUGAUUGUCGAGGUCAUCAACCCCCUUGUCCAGGAGACCCGGUCCGGCCGUGCGGCCGUGCGGUGUCAGUAUGGGUGUCACGAGGAGUUGCAUUCCGCUGGCGAGCUGCAAGACUGCAGUGAUAGUUGGGGAGAGCUUGCCGUUCCGGUGAUCAAGGAGUACCCCUCCACUGCGAUUAUUUUCAUGGGCAGCUUGUUGACCUUAGUCUUCGGGGUCCUAAAUCUCAUCGUGGCAGUGGUUGUAGAUACCUUUGCUGAAGCUCGCCAGAGAGAUGUGAUGAAUUUGGCAGAAGAAUUGGAGAUGGAUUUCAUGAGCGACCGGAGGCGCCUGCAGAAGAUUUUCGAUCGAAUGGACCAGGACGGGAGUGGCAUCGUGACCUUCGAAGAGCUGGUCGAGGGAGCGCGUGCUGAUCAGGAGUUCCAAAGCAGAUUGCGGGUCAUGGACAUCGAUCUUUGGCGGAACUUGCCGGAUGAGUCGGACUUGCAGCAGCUCUUCGACAUGAUCGACAUCACAGGCGAGGGUGAGAUCAAGAGCGAAGAGUUCAUCGCUGCCUUGUCGCGCUGGGUGCACGACUCCAAAACGGCACCCCGCUUCGUCAAGUACAACAUGCAGCGGGCUUUGCAAAUGCAGGAGACGGUCAAACAGUGA
Messenger RNA from Durusdinium trenchii, 1032 nucleotides. Lineage: Eukaryota; Dinophyceae; Suessiales; Symbiodiniaceae. The record is from the annotation of a GenBank genome assembly.